Paramecium pentaurelia is the source of this 1031-nucleotide messenger RNA. The record is from the annotation of a GenBank genome assembly. Lineage: Eukaryota; Ciliophora; Oligohymenophorea; Peniculida; Parameciidae.
AUGACUUUAAAAAAAAUAGAAGAUUUAUAGGAAACUCAUAAAAUAGUUUAUGUUCAUCCUAUCAAUUAUAGAAAAUAUAGUAUGAUUAAUGAGAGAAAUAGUUUAUAUGGAGUUACAAUAGAUUUUAGAUUUUUAGAAGAAAUAUUAACAAAUUAGUAUUUAGCAAGUUCGCACUUAUUGUUCUAUUGUAACUUAUUUAGACAUGCUUAUUAAAAUAUAAAAGUAAUAAACAUUUGAUUAUAGAUUGCAAUAGCUCAAUGUUAUUUUUUUGCAGAAUACAUGGAAGCAUCUACUAAACAAAUUGAUAACUCAAUGUUAGAUACUUAAUUAUUUGCUAAGAAUUAUGAUAUUGAUCAUAAGACAGAUUAAUUGAAUUAAAAAUCUAGUUCUGAAUUAUAGAAUUAAAUUACUAUAACUUAGAAUUAAGGUGUUAAUAAUAUAACUAGCAAUAAUAAAUAAUGGACAUUUCAAGUUACAAAUAUAACUGUUGUUAAAAAUAAUCCCCUUUAAAAUAAAGAGAAAUACAAUGUUAGUAAAUUAGAAACUUUACUAACAUAAAUGGCUUCUUAAAAUGAUUUAAAAGAUAUUCAAUCUUUAAAUUAAUAAGAGUAUCUAUUCUUUCCAAUUAAUUAACAAAAUAAUCAUUGGAUUAGUUUAAUUAUCUGUCUAAAAGAAAAGAAGAUUAGAUACUUUGAUUCCUAUAACUCUCAUACAAAUUAAGAUAUUAUUAAAGCAGCCAUGGAGAUACUUAAAUUUAUUGGUGUUACUAUGCCUUCUGAAUAUACUAUUUCAACUCAUUAUAAUAAGUAAGAUAAUGGGUAUACUUUAUUAUGACUAUUAAUAGUUUCGAUUGUGGAAUCUUUACAUUGAUAUCAUUACUAUAUACUUAUCAAAGACUACCCUAUAAUUAUAAUUAAUAACUUGUGACCAAAUAUAGAUAAUCAAUCUUAUACAACUUUGCAAUUGUGGGAUCUCAAAUACAAGUAAAUUAAGAAUUACUUGAAAAAAUUAUUUAAUUGUCAAUGCUCUGA